AUGGCCACUACACAACCACUUAGGGUCCUCAUCACAGGUGCAUCCAUAGCUGGACCUGCCGCCGCCUACUUCUUUUCACGGGCCGGCGCUUCUGUAACAGUCCUCGAGCGCUCGCCUGUGCUCCGUCUCGGAGGCCAACGAGUCGACAUCCGCCGUACUGGCGUCAAUGUGAUGCGGAAAGUGCCCGGCAUGGAGGCCGCGGUGCGUUCGAAGGCACCCGACAUGGAUGGUGUGGCGUUUGUCAACAACGCUGGGAAGCCAUACGGCGUGUGGAAGGCUACGGGCGAUCCAGACCAGCAGAGCUUGAUCAGCGAGUUUGAGAUCUUGCGCGGUGAGUUGGGGGCGAUUUUGUACGAUCUUACCAAGGAGGAUCCGAAUGUCAGAUACGUGUUUGGGAAUACCAUCGCGUCAGUCGAGUACGGCCAUCAGCGAUCCGAGAAAGCCGAUGAGUCGAACCCAGUCCGAGUCUCUUUCAGCAAGAACAGUCUCCCACCCACGGACUAUGACCUCGUCAUAGCCUGCGAUGGGGCACAUUCCGCCACACGGGCGACGUUCCUCAACUGCUCGCCACGAAAGCAUAUCAAGUCGACGAAAUGCUGGGCCGCGUACUUCACCUUUCCAGGUGACCUUCUCAACGGUAGCAGAAUUGAGCAGGCGCAUAGUGCGCCAGGUGGCCGCUUCAUCGCCAUAGGCAGCGAGAACGGCCUCACGCGAGCAACACUGAUGAAGUUCAGCCCUCCGGCAGGCCCAGAUGAUAGCAGCAACCCAACAGUGCGGCUUCGCGAGGCGAUGAAGGAGGGCGACGAUACGCUGAAGCGAUAUGUCGCAGAGCAAUUCGCCGACUGUGGCUGGCUGACUCCUCAAAUACUCGCCGGCAUGAAGGUCUCGACAGACUUGUACGCCAGCGAGAUCGUCCGAGUCCAUCCACAAGCCAUCCUCACGCAUCCAGAUCCAACAAUCCCUUUCGCCUUAGUCGGCGACGCCGCUUCUGCGCCAGGCUUCACCGGCACCGCUACAUCAUUAGCACUGACAGCAGCGUACAUUCUUGCCGGCGAAGUAGGAACACGACAUCGCGGCGAUGUCGCUGCAGGUUUAAUCAGCUAUGAAGCGAUCAUGCGCCCAAUCAUAGACGAAACGAGCUAUAAUCCCCCUCUUGCGACGACAAUAAUGGCGCCGCAGACUCGCCUCGGCAUAUGGAUUCGAAACAUGAUCUUUGCUGUACUCACGAGGUUCGCAAGCUUGCUGAACCCACUACAAAAGCGGUUCGCACCUGGUUUUGGAAGAAAUGACGAGGUGAAAGAUAAGCUGCCGAAUUAUGAGUGGAUAAGGUGA
This is a messenger RNA of Cyphellophora attinorum, 1332 nucleotides long. RefSeq lists its product as uncharacterized. Bases 1 to 1332 code for a protein of 443 amino acids. The transcript has a single exon. The record is from RefSeq and is a predicted model, not a curated record. Lineage: Eukaryota; Fungi; Ascomycota; Eurotiomycetes; Chaetothyriales; Cyphellophoraceae. Gene Ontology annotation, molecular function: FAD binding.